UCAUAGGGAGGCAGCACUGUCGUCUAUCGAUUGUACCGCCCCCCAGGGGGUACCGGCCCCCCAAAUACCGCCUCCGCUCGGCUACAGUUCGAACGUCAGUCAGUGCAAAGAGCGACUGCCGGCCGUUCGGAUGUCUGUGCUCGCCUAGAGUGAUCUAGCUCUAUUCCUAGAUCUCGCUGUCUUUUUCUGUCUCUGUCUAGAGUGAUCUAUUCCUAGAUCUCGCUGUCUAUUUCUCUCUCUGUCUAGAGUACCCCACACUGGAACAACAAGGCACACUUAUAGCUCCUGACGCGCAGAUAUGUCGUUCAGGAACUACAAACGAAACAGUGAACGAUACGGUUGCACACCAAUGAGAGAAAUUAUGGGAGUAUUGAAGAGCCGGACAGACAAGGCAUCCUUCAGGCUACCAAUGAUGCAGUCGUCCAGUAGAAAGCAGAGUGUAUUCCAUGUGAACAUCACAACUUCUUACUUGAAUCCGAGAACGGAGGACGAGGACUCUGACUCAGGCCGCUUCCAAAUGACAGAGGUGACGUCAUCGGCCGCCCAGCUGUUCGGGGGCGGAAGCGGAAGUGGCGGAAGCGGAAUUGGCGGGGGCGGCAACCGAGACACAUCCACCUACUUCCGCGACGGGCGGCGCAAGAUCGACUUCGUGCUGGUCUAUGAGGAGUCGCUGACGGGGGCGGCGCGAUCUGUGGCCGCUGCUGCCGCCUCCCGGAGGCCGUCGGUGCUGACGGGGCCGCCCCUUGCCGCCCCCGUGCUCAGCGACAAGAAGCUCGCCAAGCAGGAGGCCUGGAGGCAGCGGUUUAUGGCCAACCUCAGGAAGGCCGGGCUUGAUAUGGAGGAGGCGCAUCCAAACCCCUCGAUGAACUGGUCGGAGACGCUGCUCAAGCACUUAAGGCUACCCAACAUAAUGCACGUUGAAGUGCCAGGCAAACCUCUAGAUUUCUACACUUGUCCGUUCCGAAAAUCUAAAAUUGACAGAUUUUUGGGUAGCGACAACCGAUCGACGUUCUUCACGGGGGUUCAACGACACCGCAUCGUCUACGAGAUCCUCUCGACGUCGAUGUUCGGCAAAAAGAAAAAAGGUGAAGUGGGCAUUGCCCGUCUCGUCGACGAGGGAGUCUUCUCCUCCAGCUUUCCCCUGCACGAUGGACCCUACGAGUUCAAAAAGAAGGGUGAAGGGGGCUGUCAUGAGCCCCUGAAUUCGCGACAGGUGCUCUACGAGUAUUGGGCCAGGUGGGGCAGGUGGUACAACUAUCAGCCUCUCGAUCACAUCAGAGAGUAUUUCGGGGAGAAGAUCGCUAUCUACUUUGCUUGGCUUGGCUUCUACACCGGUUGGCUGCUACCAGCUGCCUUGGUGGGACUGCUAGUGUUUCUGUACGGCGUGGCAACGAUGCAAUCAGACCGGUUGGCGAUGGAGAUCUGCAACAGUAGCGGCGAAUACCUGAUGUGUCCGCUCUGCGACGAGAAGAUAGGCUGUGACUACUGGGACCUCAGCGACAUCUGCGGAUAUGCCAAACUCGCCUACCUAUUCGAUCACCCGGGGACGGUUUUCUAUGCUGUAUUCGUGUCGUUCUGGGCGGUGACAUUUCUGGAAUACUGGAAGCGCAAAUCGGCUUCGUUGGCUCAUCACUGGGACUGCAUGGGCUUCCAGGACGAGGUGGAACGACCGCGACCUGAGUUCGCGGCGCGGGCGCCCUACCUCGAAGUAAACCCAGUCACGGGGAUACAGGAGCCUAGCUUCCCGCGAUCGUUGCGCAACAAACGGAUAGCGGCAGGAAUUGGAAUCAUUUUUCUCAUGAUUUCGCUGGUUAUAAUCUUCAUAAUAGCGGUGAUCAUCUACCGUGUGCUGGUGUCGAUUCCACUCUUCCAGAACGCGACGUUUCGUGCGCAGGCGCAGAUGAUCGCCAAUGUGUCCGGCGCAGUUGUCAACCUCAUUCUCAUAAUGGCCAUGUCACGUGUCUACGAGAAGCUCGCCUAUCGUCUCACGUCCUGGGAAAUGCAUCGUACACAAACGGAAUUCGAUGACAACCUGACGUUCAAGGUUUUCAUAUUCCAGUUCGUCAAUUUUUAUUCUUCCAUUUUCUACAUUGCAUUUUUCAAAGGCAGAUUUGUCGGCUACCCCGGCAACUAUACUCUCAUACUUAGGCUUCGAAAUGAAGAUUGUAGCGCUGGAGGAUGUUUAAUAGAAUUGGCUCAACAGUUGGCUGUUAUUAUGGUUGGAAAGCAGAUAAUAAAUAAUGCUCAGGAAAUUCUGGUGCCGAAAUUGAAGGCAUGGUGGCAUAACAAACAGGUGAAAUUAUCCAAGAAGAAUAGAAAAACAAGAUGGGAAGAAGAUUAUCAGUUAGUUGAUAAUGAAGGCCUCUUCGAGGAGUACUUGGAAAUGGUUUUGCAGUUCGGUUUCAUCACGAUAUUCGUGGCGGCUUUUCCGUUAGCUCCACUAUUCGCCCUCCUCAACAAUUGGGUGGAAAUUCGGCUGGAUGCGCAGAAGUUCGUUUGUGAGACACGGCGCAUCGUGGCUGAACGCGCCGAAAACAUCGGAAUUUGGUUCAAAAUUCUGGAUAUGCUCGCUCAUCUGGCUGUUAUCAGUAAUGGCUUCCUGAUAGCAUUCACGUCAGAGUUCCUGCCUAAGCUGGUCUACCAAUACGACCACAACUGGAGUCUGAGUGGCUAUGUGAAUUUCUCGUUGGCCUAUUCGCCGAACGGCACACUUUCGCGACAGUGUCGAUAUCGUGGGCUGCGCGACCAGGAGGGCAAUCACACACCCUUCUUCUGGCGACUGCUAGCCGUGCAACUGGCUUUUGUCAUCAUGUUCGAGCAUGUGGUGUUCGGUGUAUGUAGGCUGAUUGACAUACUUGUGCCUGACAUCCCUGAGAGUUUGGAUAGAAAGAUAAAACGAGAAAGGUACCUAGCCAAGCAAGCCCUACAGGAUUCUGAAACCAUUCUCAAGGUUGUAGCCGGCGUAGAACCUCCCGACGCGAUAGACAAGUCUAAAAAAAUGGUGCUCGAUCUAACGGCCGAACUGGGAGACGGCUCCGAUUCGCAAGCGAGCAGCCAACAGGCUCUGAUCGGUGGCGGAGCGAGCUCUAGUGGCGCUGCGCUGCGGACAGAAACCGAAGCUACAGUCUCCUCAUCAGCUGUCGCAAGCGAGCAGCCAACAGGCUCUGAUCGGUGGCGGAGCGAGCUCUAG
Messenger RNA from Nilaparvata lugens (brown planthopper), 3190 nucleotides. Its product is annotated as anoctamin-7-like. Lineage: Eukaryota; Metazoa; Arthropoda; Insecta; Hemiptera; Delphacidae. The record is from RefSeq and is a predicted model, not a curated record. Gene Ontology annotation, cellular component: plasma membrane. Gene Ontology annotation, biological process: chloride transmembrane transport. Gene Ontology annotation, molecular function: chloride channel activity; protein dimerization activity.